Molecule: messenger RNA, 747 nt
Organism: Dinoponera quadriceps
Lineage: Eukaryota; Metazoa; Arthropoda; Insecta; Hymenoptera; Formicidae
Gene: Osi18
Exons: 3
Coding region: 1-747 (248 amino acids)
Source: RefSeq, a predicted model, not a curated record
AUGAGGAUCUCAACCAUUGUUGCUUCCGUAACGCUCCUGGCCACCCUCAUUGGUGCGCAACGAACGGACACUACAGUCGGAGUCCUGCAAAAAAUUUAUCACAGAUGCGCGGAUAGCGAGUCCAUGUUAUCCUGCGUGAAACCGAAGGUGCUGGCUUACCUCACCGAUGCUGUGAAGCAGGACAGACUGGUGAUCACGGAGGAUCUGGCGGUGGUUAAAUCCCGCGACGCGCCAGAGGAUGACACGAAGGAUUACGAUCCGUCGCAGGACGACGCCGAGAAUCCGUCGAAGAAGAAAUUCCUGCGCACGCUGAUGCUCGAAAAAUUGGACGCGUACCUAGCGAGCCAUCAGCUCGAGGCCAAACUGCCGGAUGCGAUCGCAGGAUCCAAUAUUGUUCCUAGGUCCUUGGUCGACAGUAUGCCGAGGAGUAUUACCGUUCCUCUCAGUGACUCCUCUAAUGGACAAGGUCGCGGUUUCGUCAAGAAGGUGAUGAUACCGUUCCUGCUCGGUCUCAAGUUCAAGGCCACCGCUUUGGUACCCCUCGCUCUCGCUCUGAUCGCCUUGAAGACGUGGAAGGCGUUCACCCUCGGCCUACUGUCGAUGGUCCUCAGCGGGGCGAUGCUGAUCUUUAAGCUGACGAAGCCGAAAGUCGCUUAUGAGGUUGUCCACUACGGACACCCACCUGUGGAACACCCACCUCACUGGGACACGGCGCCUCACGGACCUUACAGGGCCUACAGGAAGUGA